Messenger RNA from Dictyostelium purpureum, 459 nucleotides. RefSeq lists its product as uncharacterized. Gene Ontology annotation, biological process: cell redox homeostasis; cellular response to oxidative stress. Gene Ontology annotation, molecular function: thioredoxin peroxidase activity. The record is from RefSeq and is a predicted model, not a curated record. Gene Ontology annotation, cellular component: cytoplasm. The transcript has a single exon. The coding region runs from base 1 to 459 and encodes 152 amino acids. NCBI's taxonomy places the organism in Eukaryota, Evosea, Eumycetozoa, Dictyosteliales, Dictyosteliaceae.
AUGACAAAAUUAAAAGUAGGAGAUAAAGCACCAGAAUUUACAUGUCCAGAUAAGGAUGGUAACCAAGUUAGUCUAAGUCAAUUCACUGGUCCAGUUGUAUUAUAUUUCUACCCAAAAGAUGAAACCUCUGUCUGCACUAAACAAGCAUGUGAAUUUAGAGAUAAAUAUCAAGCAUUUAUCAGUGCCGGUGCAAAUGUUAUUGGUGUCAGUCAAGACGAUGCCGCUAGUCAUGCCAAAUUUACAUCCAAGUACUCAUUACCAUUCACAUUAUUAACUGAUAAAGACGGAAAGUUAGCAAAAGAAUAUGGUGUCGGUAAAACUGCAUUAUUUUUACCAGGAAGAACAACAUUUAUCAUUGACAAAGAUCAUAACAUUGCCCAUGUCCACUCAAGCUUAUUAAAUGCCUCAUCACACAUCGAAGAAUCCCUUAAGGUUAUUGAAAAAUUAAAAAGCCAAUAA